This is a messenger RNA of Histoplasma mississippiense, 543 nucleotides long. RefSeq lists its product with no specific name. Gene Ontology annotation, molecular function: catalytic activity. The record is from RefSeq and is a predicted model, not a curated record. Bases 1 to 543 code for a protein of 180 amino acids. NCBI's taxonomy places the organism in Eukaryota, Fungi, Ascomycota, Eurotiomycetes, Onygenales, Ajellomycetaceae. The transcript has 2 exons.
AUGCAGUCAUGGGACUAUCUGACCAAUCUGAGCCCACCAGCCCGCUGUCUGAUAGGUGGGGAUAUCAACGUACGGCAUGAUGCCUUUGAACCAGGGGCAGUGAAUCUGCACCGGGGCGGGGAGCUUGUCCAAUGGGCCAGUGAACAUGGGAUGGACUUUGUGGGAGAGAUAGGGGUUCCGACUCAUGCAGCAGGUCAUGUGAUUGAUCUCACCUUCUCCAAUGUAGCCUUUGCUUCCACUACAGUGCGUCAAGAUCUACACUGCGGCUCAGAUCACCAGUUUAUGAUCACUAUGCUGCCAACAACACCUCAAACACAGCUGAGUGAUGCUCGCAUCAAGAUCACAGACUCUCAGCUGGAGCCCUUUGCAGAUCUUGUCAGAGGUCUCAUGGUGGACAUGCCUUGCUCAGAGGGGGUUGGAAAUGUGGCACAGCUUGAUGAUCUGACCCAACACUUCACUCAGAGUCUUCUGGCUGCAGCUCAGGCAACAGAGGCCGCGAAACACCAGUUCAAGGACACAGUGCGCAAGGCCAAGCGUGCAUAA